Molecule: messenger RNA, 189 nt
Organism: Botrytis fragariae
Lineage: Eukaryota; Fungi; Ascomycota; Leotiomycetes; Helotiales; Sclerotiniaceae
Exons: 2
Coding region: 1-189 (62 amino acids)
Source: RefSeq, a predicted model, not a curated record
AUGUGUGUCUUACUUUUUGACAAGACGAAGGGGGUGGAACGACGUGACGGGCUAGUGUCACGGCUAGAUGGAUCCCUUUGCUCAAUCUUAGCUCUUCUAUGGACACUCAAUGCGACGGGACUUUCGACAGUGAAUGCCGAGACACUAGGAGCUUUCCUCUACAACUUCGGACAGAUAGAUGCGGGUUGA